UUAAAAGUGAGCCAACAGUAAUUUAUCUCACUAGCAUGCCUUAUAUUUGUGAAGAUAAUUGCUUGCCUGAGAUGGGAAAUAUGAGGAGCUCAAAGAAGCCAAGAAUCAUUAUGGUGCCAUAUCCAGCUCAGGGACACGUAAAUCCCAUGCAGAAGCUAGCCAUGGCGUUUCUCAACCUUGGGUUCGAACCAAUAAUGGUUCUUCCUCAAUACAUCUACAAUCAGAUUAUGGCUCAUCAUCAUCAUCUUGAUGAUCAGAUCAAGUGGGUUGGUGUAUCUGAUGGGUUUGAUCAGAAGGACACCACCACAGCAGAUUUCUUUGGGAUUGAAUCAGCCAUGGAGAACACCAUGCCUUCUCAGUUGGCGAAGUUGAUUCAGAAGCUUCAAGAUGGCGGUGGCGGCACGGUGGUUUGUGUGGUGGUUGACUUGCUGGCUUCUUGGGCUAUACAAGUUGGCCACAAGUGUGGUAUCGUUGUUGCUGGGUUUUGGCCUGUCAUGUUUGCGACUUACAGAUUGAUUGCUUCCAUGCCUGAAAUGGUUCGGUGUGGCCUCAUUUCGGAAACAGGACUUCCACAACAUGAAGGAAAAUUUUGCUCUUUACCAGAUAUGCCCAUACUAGACACCCAAGAUCUUCCAUGGCUUACUGGAACAGUGGCUGCAAAGAAGGCAAGGUUUAAAUUUUGGAAAAGAACUCUGGAAAGAUCUAGAACUCUCAGAUACCUCCUCGUCAAUUCCUUUUCCGAAGAAACCAAACUCGAGAAUUCUCAAAUGAGUCUUUUGCCCGUAGGCCAUCUUUUCAAUCACAUACAAACAAACAACAAUCCAAGCUUCUGGGAAGAAGACAAGAGCUGUUUGGAGUGGCUAGAUACUCAAAAUCCUAACUCAGUCAUUUACAUCUCAUUUGGGAGUUGGGUGAGUCCAAUUGGUGAAGCAGAGCUCACAAGUUUAGCAAUGGCACUUGAAGCAUCAAGAAGGCCUUACCUUUGGGUUCUUAAGAAAGCAUGGCUUGAAGGGUUACCAAAUGGGUUUGUAGAAAGGGUUUCAAAGCAUCAAGGAAAAGUGGUUUCAUGGGCACCACAAAUGGAGGUUCUGAGACACCAGUCCGUGGCGUGUUACUUGACACAUUGUGGAUGGAACUCAACGAUAGAGGCUAUACAGUUCAAGAAAAAGAUGCUGUGUUAUCCUGUGGCAGGUGAUCAGUUCUUGAAUUGUGCUUACAUUGUUCAAGUUUGGAAGGUAGGUAUGAGGCUCAAUGGACUUGGACUGAAGGAUGUGGAAGAAGGAAUAAGAAUGGUGAUGGAAGAUGUGGAAAUGGAAAUUAGGUUAAUGAAUUUGCAUGAUAUUGUUAUUGGAAGGGAUGAUGAUGUGAAGGAAGAUCUUAAUUUGAAGGCCUUCAUUGAAAACAUGAAGAAAGAAGCUAGUUAAUUAGAAUGUGCCUUUAAUUUUGUUCAGGAUGUUUUUUUUCAUGCAUGAACUUUGGCAUGCCAUGUAUUUGACCCAAAUUAAUGCAGUUGGCAGUUUAAGGAUACUUCUUUUA
Molecule: messenger RNA, 1536 nt
Organism: Prosopis cineraria
Lineage: Eukaryota; Viridiplantae; Streptophyta; Magnoliopsida; Fabales; Fabaceae
Product: UDP-glycosyltransferase 82A1-like
Exons: 2
Coding region: 36-1424 (462 amino acids)
Molecular function (GO): UDP-glycosyltransferase activity
Source: RefSeq, a predicted model, not a curated record